This is a messenger RNA of Chanos chanos (milkfish), 1062 nucleotides long. RefSeq names its product centromere protein L (gene cenpl). The coding region runs from base 7 to 1062 and encodes 351 amino acids. The transcript is spliced from 5 exons. Lineage: Eukaryota; Metazoa; Chordata; Actinopteri; Gonorynchiformes; Chanidae. The record is from RefSeq and is a predicted model, not a curated record.
ACGGUCAUGGAGGGGCGCGGAAGUGCCGUGAAGACACCGGCUAGCAGGAUUGUUAAGCGAAGAAGUAAGAGUUAUGGCCGAAGCUGCGUUGAACCUCCUUCUCAGUUUUGGUACACUCCUGGCCAGUUAACAAUUGUGAGGAUACCAACCAGCAGAGAGGCCGCGAAGUCACGAAACAUCACAGAGAAGGUUGACCCAGAGAAAGUUGCCCUUUUGGUGAAAAAUGAAUGGAAGCUGUCGCACGUGACACCACUGUACCGGUUCAGACACACACAACUGAAACAAUACUCCCGGCACCUUUCUGCUUUUAUCAUGGCCGAGAAGCAGCAGGGUGUUGCGGUUGAAGUUGGUCCGGAGACAACGUUUAAGGUUACGUUUUCAACAGUUCUUGGUCUGGCAGAGACAGAAGAGGAUGCAGAGACUGUUUUCAUACAGAUUCACUCCAAGCCCAUGUUUGCAGCGGCAGGGGACGUCCCAAAGGUUGUGUGGAGCGGUUGGCUGACCUGCGUUAAUGGCGAUCCUGAGUACCUCAGAUCUCUGCCCCCCGACUUCGUCAGCCUGCCCUUGUUUUGCACCAAUGGGCCGGAAGCUCUGACAACCCUGGUUAAGUCCUGGCUUGAGAGGACUUUCGACUGUAACUGUCGCUCACUCAUUCUAAACUCCACCAUCCUCAACUGGCUCGCCGUCCUCUGGACGGGUUGUCACCCCACCACUGACAUCAGAUACCUGAAGCUGGAUUGGACUCUUCCUACUGAUCCGUCCUUGGAUAUAUCGUACAGGUUAAGCCCGCAGGACGUCUGGGAGCUGUGGAACAGCAUCCAUCAGGAGGACAGUGCGGAUGACACAGUCAGUCUGGAGGAGGUCAACCGGUUCAUGACGGGACUGGAGUCACAUUUCUUCAGACACUUUAGGAUCUAUCUGUCUGCAGGAACGCUCAUGAAAGUCUCCACUUCCCUGGGAUCUGCACAUCACAAUGGAAAGAUUAAGAUUGCCUGCAGCAACUACAUCCCCACAGUCCUGACACUGCUAACAGAAUGCGCCAUUCUGAGAAUGCCAAUCUAA